CGGCAGUCGUUAGUUUAUCGGUGUAGUGUUGUGACCAACGCCAGGAUGAUUACAUACUAUUUUACAAACGGUCCAUGGUGGCUGGACGCUUUGUCGCUUUUGGCGGUCGCCUGUCUGGCGUUGUAUUAUUUCAGCAUCUCCACGUACGGUUACUGGCGAGAUAGGAACGUGCCGUACGCUCGUCCCACGCCACUGUUCGGAUGUCUGCUGCCGAUAGUCACGAGACGGGUGCACAUGGUCGACGAAUUCGGCAAGAUCUACCGGCAGGCCCGCGGUGCAAAGUACAUUGGCAUGUUCCAGAUGAGAACGCCGGCGCUGAUGGUGUGCGACCCGGCGCUGAUCGCCAACGUGCUGGUCAAAGACUUCUCGCACUUCACGGACCACGUGCCGUUCGGCGACCCGGUCAAGACGCCUCUGGUCAACCACUUGUUCAACAUGAAGGGCAAGCAGUGGAAAGUGAUGCGGCAGAAAAUGAGCCCGGCCUUCACGCUGGCCAAGCUGAAGCUGAUGCACUGCCAGAUAGCCGAAUGCAGCACGCAGCUGAUGGCGUACUUGGACCGCAGGCUGGCCGAGUCCCCCGGCGGCGCUAUCGAAGUGCGGAACGUCAUCGGCAACUAUUCGAUGGACGUGAUAGGCACUUGCGCUUACGGUCUGCGGUUGAACGCCAUUAACGACGACCAGUCGCCCUUCCGCAGACACGGCAACAACCUGUUCACCCAAAUGUUCAAAGCCAUUUUCCGGGACUUGUGCGUCAUGGUGUCGCCAGUCCUCAACUCUGUGCUGAACAUAAGCGAUUACUCCAAGGAAACCAUAGAGUUCUUCACGUCCGCCCUGACCGACACCAUGAGGUACAGAGAGGAAAACAACAUCGUCCGAAACGACGUCGUCAAGUGUCUAAUGGAAGCCAGAACCGAUUUGGUCAUAAAAAAAACCGAACCGUCAAUCGACUUUAAGGAAAUGGAUAUCGUGGCCAACGCAUUCGUUAUGUUUAUAGCCGGCUAUGAAACGGUAUCGACCACUAUAAGCUUUUGUCUGUACGAAUUGGCGUUAAAUAAAGAUAUCCAGGAUCGCGUUCGCCGAGAAAUGCUGUCGGUCAAAGCCAAACACGACGGACGAAUUGACAACGAGUACACGAACGAUUUGCGGUACUUGGAAAUGGUAUUGGAAGAAACCCUAAGGAAGUAUCCUAUCUUGUGCAUUAUAUUCCGUCAGACUACCGAACCGUAUCAGGUGCCCGGUGAAAAUUUGUUAAUUGAAAAGGGCACGAGAAUUUUCAUACCGGCCUAUUUCUUGCACUAUGACAGCAAAUACUAUCCGGAUCCGACCACAUUUGAUCCGGAACGGUUCACCCCGGAGGAAAAAGCCAAACGGCCGACCGGUACAUACAUGCCUUUCGGGAUAGGACCUCGCGUGUGCAUUGGUAAACAAUUUGCCGAACUCGAAAUGAAAUUAGCCUUGACGGAAAUCAUUACCAAAUACGAGGUGGAACCGUGUCAUCUGACAGAUAUUCCUAUGAGACUGAGUAAAUCCUCACCAAUUAUCUCGCCGGAAAAUGGCAUUUGGUUAAGGUUCAAGCUGAUUACCACGGAAAAUUCCAAUAUAGAAAAAUAUAAUGAAUAAUAAUUAUAAUAAUAAAAAAUAUAAUAAGUAAUAGUUUCUACAAAAUAAUCUCACAUGUUUAAUAAUAUUAUGUUUUGUAAAAGUAAAAACUUAUAAAAACAACUAUUUCUUACUUUUGCAUAAUUAAUAUAUUUAUAAAACCACAAUAAAAACGUUAUUUCAAACUUGAAUUGGCUAAUAGAAUUAUUUCAUUGGUGAAUUAUAUUACUUUUAAGUAGAAUCUUGAUAACCAUGUAGAUUGUAUGU
Molecule: messenger RNA, 1866 nt
Organism: Adelges cooleyi (spruce gall adelgid)
Lineage: Eukaryota; Metazoa; Arthropoda; Insecta; Hemiptera; Adelgidae
Product: cytochrome P450 6a2-like
Exons: 4
Coding region: 46-1620 (524 amino acids)
Molecular function (GO): oxidoreductase activity, acting on paired donors, with incorporation or reduction of molecular oxygen; heme binding; iron ion binding
Source: RefSeq, a predicted model, not a curated record